Messenger RNA from Hydra vulgaris (swiftwater hydra), 1070 nucleotides. Lineage: Eukaryota; Metazoa; Cnidaria; Hydrozoa; Anthoathecata; Hydridae. The record is from RefSeq and is a predicted model, not a curated record.
UCAUUUGUUUUAGAAGUAAAAGACUUCGAUGAAUAUUUUAAAUGUCAGAAGCAGUUGCAUCGAUUCCAAGUAAAUACCAAACAAUUGUCAAAAAUAACAAUGAAAAACUAGCUUUUAACUCUAAAAGCAAAAGAUUCUUGAACAAUCAAAGUGAUGGACCAAGUCCUUUAAGUUAUGAUUUGAAGAAUACUUUGGCAAACCAGAAUAAUUGUUCAUUUUCAAAAAGAGGUUUUGGAGGUUUUGCGUCAAAAGUAAAACGAUUUACUGUUCCUAGGAAUAACCUGCUUUCUGUUGGUCCUGGUCAUUAUAAUUUGGAUCAAAAAGUUAGUUUUAGUUACAGUUUUUCUUCAUGUACCAGAAAUUUUCACCCUCCAACCAUGGUGCGGAAGAGCUGUAAGCUAAUCACACCUGCGCCAAACCAUUAUAAUGUAUGCAAAGAAAUAUCACACAGAUUGGCUAAAAAAGUUCCUACAAAAAUUGCAUUUAUGUCUCAGGCAAAACGUGAUUUGAAUAAUGGAAGUACUAAUAAGGAUAUCCCAGCUCCAGGCUCAUAUAAUAUUAGUGAGGAGCUUGCAAAUGCAAAAUCUCGCUCAGUAAAAAUUCCAUUUAAUUCGACUGUACAAAGAUGUUUGCCAGUUGCAAAGUCAGAAAAUCCUGGUCCUGCAGCAUAUAAUGUAUGCAACAGAUGCGACAAAUCAUACAGUAGUUCUGCAAUAUAUCACCCAUGCAAUGAAAUUUUUCCAUCUACUUUUCAACAUAAACGUUGUUAUUGUGUAUCUUAUCAUGCAGCACAACUACCGCCUAAACCCAUCACUCCAGGGCCUGGCCAUUAUGAACUAGUAAAAUACGAACAACCAAAACUGCCCAUAAGUAGCUCUAUGUUUGUGUCGUCGACUAACAGAUGUGCCCGGAAUGCAUUUAACAGUCCCGGACCAGUCUGCUUCAUUUUAGCUGCGUAUGAUCCUCGUCAUACCUUAACGCAAUCGUUCUUUUACAAUUUUGAGAAGAAAUGGAUAUGAGUUUUAAAAUAAAUAUUUUCUUGUUAAAAUUAUAUACAUGUAUUUAAUUAA